UGUUCAAAGGAACCGAUUCAGUGUGUCGUGUCGUCUCAGUGAUAUCUGGCAACCCGGGCGGUGUCGCGUCGUGGGAGACGCACUGUGCUGUGUUGGUUAUCUCACCGUCAACCAUUGAGUGUAAUAAUGCCUUGUAGAUGGAGGCACAUACACAUCUUCCAUAUUCUCCCAUCGACACACUCACCACCAGCCACAAGGAUGGAGAUAAUCUGAUUUCGGAGCUGACCCCUGAUUUCCAGCCCCGGCUCUACGGCUCGCCUGGCUGUGAGACAUGGAGCGUGUGCUUCUCUCCGGACGGUACACGGUUCGCCUGGUCCGCUGGUUAUGGACUAGUAAAGGUUCUGCCGUGGCCACUGCCGUCCAACCUUCAUGCUCCAAACUCUAACACUGAAGAAAGAAUGCUGGACUGUGGAGACAUCGUGUGGGGCAUGGCGUUCGGGCCACGCAUCUCAAACCGGGAAAAAUUGAAAAAACUGCCUGUAAAAGGCCAAGAACUGCUGCUAGCAACAGGCCUCACUAACGGGACAAUCAAGGUGUGGGUCGUCUCCACCGGAGAAUUACUGUUCAGUCUGACAGGCCACCGGUCAGUCGUAAGAGAUUUGGUCUUCACUCCAAACGGGAGCCUCACUCUUGUGUCAGCUUCCAGGGAUAAAACUUUAAGAGUAUGGGACUUGGCAGAGAAAGGUCAACCAUCCCGUGUGCUCACAGGUCCAAACUUCUGGUUGUUCAAAUGUUCUGUGUCUCCAGAUAGCAGUCUGAUCGCUUCAGUCUGUAACCUCGACACAAAAGUUUAUCUUUGGAGUCUUCGAUCCUUCACUUUUGUCAGGAACCUGAAAUACAAACACCAACGCUCCAUGGUGUCCUGCGACUUCUCUGCCGACGGAGCGCUGCUUGCGGUUGGGUCUUAUCAAGCUCUGACAGGAUGGUGGCUGGACCUUUGGGAUCCCUACACCGCAGAUCACCUGAUUAAAGUGGAGGACUGCGAUCGGUGUGAGCCCAGAAAUGAAAAUCUGCUGAUGGCUUUGACUUUUUCUCCUACGUUCCCUCAUCUGGCUUUUAAAGAUUACAUGGCGUUACGUAUCUGGGACAUGGAACAAGACAAACUGGUCUUGGUGUCAGAUCAUAACCGAGUUAGCGGCCUGUGCUGCGCCUUCCAUCCACGAGGCAGCGUGAUCGCUACGGGGUGUCGAGAAGGACAUGUAAAGUUUUGGAGAGUUCCUUGUCUGGUUUCCAGCCUGCGCCAUUUGUGCCGCACCACACUCAGGUUCUCGGUGUCCACCUUCCAGGUGCAGGCUUUACCGAUCCCCAAGAAGAUCCUGGACUUCCUGACGUACAGAGACAUUCCUAAGAAAAGAAUUCUAUGCUGCAGUGAACAUAACAGAUGAUGAUAAAGAGCUUUUGGGUCAUGGCUGCUACACAAGGUUGCUACACGAGGCUGCUACAUGAGGAAAUGUAUAUAUACCUAUGAAGAAAAGGACACUGAUUCUGAAGUACAAAUUUAUUUAUUUAACCUUUCUGUUGUGUUAGGUUUGGCACUGACCCCGUUUUUAGGAUUUAAGUGUAUAAAAUCCCCACAUGAAUUUG
Tachysurus vachellii is the source of this 1584-nucleotide messenger RNA. RefSeq names its product WD repeat and SOCS box containing 2 (gene wsb2). The coding region runs from base 138 to 1385 and encodes 415 amino acids. The transcript is spliced from 10 exons. The record is from RefSeq and is a predicted model, not a curated record. Lineage: Eukaryota; Metazoa; Chordata; Actinopteri; Siluriformes; Bagridae. Gene Ontology annotation, biological process: intracellular signal transduction. Gene Ontology annotation, molecular function: protein binding.